Messenger RNA from Medicago truncatula (barrel medic), 1662 nucleotides. Its product is annotated as F-box/FBD/LRR-repeat protein At5g53840. The record is from RefSeq and is a predicted model, not a curated record. Gene Ontology annotation, molecular function: protein binding. NCBI's taxonomy places the organism in Eukaryota, Viridiplantae, Streptophyta, Magnoliopsida, Fabales, Fabaceae. The transcript is spliced from 3 exons. Bases 55 to 1662 code for a protein of 535 amino acids.
CCGUACAGUCCAAAACUGAAAACACUGAGGGAAACCCUAACGGUGAAAGCGAUCAUGGUUCGAAAGUUCGAAUUCCACCCGCGCUACAAGGUUGAAGUGAGCAUGUACGGUUCAUGGUUCCCUGCCACCAUCAUCAGACGUGUCUCCUCCAACAAAUUCUUUGUCAAGUACGAUCACUUAAACGUGAGACCAGCGGUUGUCGGAGUUCACCAGCUCCGACCAGUGCCCCGGACGGUGAGGGAUUGGGAAGUAAAGAUUGGCGACAAGGUGGAGGCAUUUGGGAAACAACGGUGGCGGGAGGGCCACGUAAGUGAAGUUAUUGGGAGUACUGGAAAGUUGUUUAGCGUGCGUUUUAAUGACUGGAAGGAGAUGAUCGUUUCAAAGGAGAAGCUUAGGGUUCAUCGUAAAUGGAUUAAUCACAAUUGGGUUCCCCGAAUCACAAACCAACAACUCAAAAACAACAGUAAGGAAUUUUGUAAGGAAUUGAAGAGAGCGAGGCGAGCAAAUAAAAGAAAUAUGAUCAGUAAGUUACCUGACUGCAUACUGCUCCACAUAAUGAGUUUUUUGAAAGCUCGAGACGCUGUUCGAACUUGCAUCUUGUCUAAACGAUGGAAGGAUCUUUGCAAACGUCUCCCUACUCUCACAUAUAUUCCAUCUUCUGCCCAAAGUUUUAAGAACUUUAGCUCUUGGGUUCGGUCUAGUAGAGAUCACUCAUGUUCCCUACUUAAUCUUACUAUUGAAAAUUAUUAUAUAAAUGGAAGUGAAUCAGACCUAUAUACCCUCCUACAAUAUGUUCUUUCUCACAAUCUUCAGCACUUGAAUAUUAUGAUAAAUCCAAGCAUUACUCCCAAAUAUGAGUUCCUCCCUUUAAUCUUUGGCUCUCACUCUUUGACAUUUCUUGAGCUUUCUUUAGUUAACGGGUAUGCGAAGUGUCCAAAAUCUCUUCACCUGCCUGCAUUAAGAACCUUGCAUCUUAAAUGCUUCAACUUUGUUACAACUCACUAUCACUGUGCUGACCCCUUUUCAAACUGUCAUGUGUUGAACACUUUGCAGCUCAAGUAUUGUUCUUUGAUUGAUGAUGCACAAAUCCUCUGCAUAUCUAAUCAGACAUUAUCCAAUUUGACUAUAUCCUACGUAUUAGCUGACCAAUUUUCGCUUUCUACUCCAAAUCUUAGUUUUUUUACUAUCUCGGAGUGUGCUAUUUUUCGGCAACUCUUAUCCUCCACAUGUAAUCUUUCUUUUCUUCAACAAGUAAAUAUUGAUUACUUCUCCGGUGGUGACGGGAAAGCUUCAAUCUUCUUAAAAUGGCUGCAAGUGCUUGCCAAUGUCGAGAUUUUGAAAGUUGAUAAUGGUGUCAUUCAAGAAAUACUACGUGAGUGGCGUUCUAAUCCCAUUUCAAAGAAAGCUCAACCUCCAUGCUUUUCUAGACUGAAGUCGUUCAUAGUGCACAGGUCUUUAAAUGCCAGUGUUCCAGUACGUCAGGUGGAUAUAUUCGAAGUAGCGGAUUACUUGCUUCAAAACACUACUCCAAUGCCAAGCGUUGAAAUCAUAAGAGGAAAUCUUUACAUCCUUAGACCUGGUCGUUUUCCCUGCAGAUUACCAAUGAUGAAAUUAGUGCAGUGUUCUUAUGGUACAAAUACAACAAUAACUGGUUUUCUUUAA